AGCGCACAUAAAAGAGGAACAAAGAGAGCAGGAGGGAGGAGAGCAGAAGUGAGCCUGAGGAGGCAGCAGCAGCUGAGAACUGCACUUGGACCUGUGCUGUGGGACCAGAUUUGUGUAUGUUGGCAGAUUGCUAUGACCCAACCACAAAUGGCUCCCAUUUGUCUUGUGGAAAACCACAAUGAACAGCUGUUGGUGAACCAGGAAGCCAUAGAGAUUCUGGAGAAGAUUUCUCAGCCAGUGGUAGUCGUGGCUAUUGUUGGAUUGUACCGUACAGGGAAGUCCUAUUUGAUGAACUGUCUGGCGGGACAGAAUCAUGGUUUCCCUCUGGGCUCCACUGUGCAGUCUCAGACCAAGGGCAUCUGGAUGUGGUGCAUGCCCCACCCCACCAAGCCAGAGCACACCCUGGUCCUCCUGGACACCGAGGGCCUGGGGGAUGUGGAAAAGAGUAAUCCUAAAAACGACUCAUGGAUCUUCGCCCUAAGUGUGCUUCUGAGCAGCACCUUCGUCUACAACAGCAUGAGCACCAUCAACCACCAGGCCCUGGAGCAGCUGCAUUAUGUCACAGAACUCACUGAGCUGAUCAGAUCAAAGUCUUCCCGAAAUCCCCACGGAAUAAAGAAUUCCACAGAGUUUGUGAGUUUCUUUCCAGACUUUGUCUGGACUGUUCGGGAUUUCAUGCUGGAGCUGAAGUUAAAUGGGGAAGACAUCACAAGUGAUGAGUACCUGGAGAAUGCCCUGAAGCUGAUCCCAGGUUACAAUCCCAGAGUGCAAGCAUCCAAUUCAGCCAGGGAAUGCAUCAGAUGUUUCUUUCCUAACCGGAAGUGUUUUGUCUUUGACCGGCCAACUCAUGACAGAGAACUCUUACAAAAACUUGAGACUAUCUCAGAAGACCAACUGGAUCUUAAGUUCCGGGAAGGAACAAAGGCUUUUGUUUCUUAUGUCUUCACUUAUGCCAAGAUCAAGACCCUCAGAGAGGGAAUUAAGGUCACCGGGAAUAGACUGGGUACUCUGGUGACAACUUACGUGGAUGCCAUCAACAGUGGAGCAGUGCCUUGUCUGGAUGAUGCUAUGACAAGUGUGGCCCGGCGUGAGAACUCAGUAGCUGUGCAGAAGGCAGCCGACCACUACAGUGAGCAGAUGGCCCAGCGACUGAGGCUUCCCACAGACACUCUCCAGGAGUUGCUGGAUGUGCAUGCUGCCUGCGAGAAGGAAGCCAUGGCUGUCUUCAUGGAGCAUUCCUUCAAGGAUGAAAAUCAGCAAUUCCUGAAGAAACUGGUGGAAAUAAUCAGUGAGAAGAUAGCUUUUUUCUGGUUGAAGAAUGAAGAGGCAUCGAAUAAAUACUGCCAGGAAGAACUGGAUCGACUUUCAAAGGAUUUUAUGGACAAUAUCUCAACAUUCUCUGUUCCUGGGGGACACAGGAUUUACACGGACAUGAGGAAGAAGAUUGAACGUGACUACUGGCAGGUUCCCAGGAAAGGGGUGAAGGCAUGUGAAGUCUUCCAAAACUUUCUCCAGUCACAGUACAUCAUUGAGAGUUCCAUCCUGCAGGCAGAUAGAGCCCUCACUGCUGGGGAGAAGGCCAUUGCAGAGGAGCGUGCCCAAAAGGAGGUAGCCGAGAAGGAGCAGGAGCUACUAAGACAGAAGCAGAAGGAGCAGCAGGAGUAUAUGGAGGCUCAAGAGAAAAGGAACAAGGAAAACCUAGAGCAACUGAGGAGAAAGCUGAUGCAGGAGAGAGAGCAGGACAUCAAAGACCAUGAUAUGAUGCUGGAGAAGCAACUGAAGGAUCAAAAGGCUUUCCUUGAGGAAGGAUUUACGAACAAAGCUGAAGAAAUAAAUGCAGAGAUAGAGAGACUGGAACAUAACAUCAAGGAUAAGAAAGAAAACAUUGGUCCCAUUCUGGAACUUAUCGAAAAAGCAUUUUGUGCAGGGGUUUUUAGUUCCCUUAUCAUGGUUGCAUUGUUAACACACAAUCCUUCACUUUUAAGGAAAUGAUAGACUGUGACAUAAGCAUUGUUUUAUUUCAAAGCUGCCUGUUUUCUAUUUUCACUCAGCGAAGGUUAAAUAUAAAAGUGCUGAUUUGAGGGUGGCUGUGUCCUGCACACAUGAACAGAACAGCUCAUGCAUGGCUGUACAGACAAUGCUUGCCUUUAGAGGACACAUUUUUUUUUAAAUGAGUCCAAUAGAAGAUAUGCAAUUAGUCAUUACAUGCCAUUACUGUUGACUGCAUAUAGAGUCAGCUAUGAGACAAGGCUUUCCAUACUCCUUUGAGGAAUAUGUAGCCCAAGUUUGCUUGUGGGGGAGUAUCUCAGAUUAAUACAGUAGGGAACCCAUCCUAUGUGUGGACGGGACCAUUCCUGUGGACUGAAGACACAGUAGAAAGAUGAAAGCAAUCUUCCUACCACUUGUGGCUUCCUGACUGUGGAUGCAAUACAACAAGCCAGCCUCGACUUCUCUCAGAAUGCAUUAUCCAGCCUUGACAGAAUGUAUUAUCAUGAUUCAUGGACCACAACAAAUCCUUUCUUAAGUUGGUUUUGUGAGGGUAUUUCAUCUCAGCAAGAGGAAAAGUCAUUGAUAUCAUAAUCGUGAUAAUCCUGGAAUCUACUUAAACAUCACUUUUUAGAUUGGCAAUGAAUUUUAGUAUGACUUGAUCUUGGAGUACUAUAUAGUCAAGAAACAAAUAACAGUCAAGCUAUCUGUAUAAUGAUCUAAAUUGAGCUAAAAUAUAUCUUAAAAGUAAAGUCAAAACACCAUAAAACUGUGCGAUUAUUAUUAGAAAUGCUACUAUUCCAUGCAAACAUACAAGAACACAAAUGAAAUGCCCUCUGGAAGAUUAGUAAAAACCUUGGUCUACUGGCUUCAUCUAGAGAGAAUAAGUUGGAGUCAAAAGUUGAAGUGAUGCCUGCAUUCCAUGACUUUUUCAAUCUUACACAUUUAAUGAAGAGUGCUGGGAAAGGGAAUUUACAUUUUUAGAUAGUCACAAUAAGUUAAAACUCACCACUGCAUGAUGAAGUCUCUGCUUCUAGAAAUGGCAAAAGCCACCGCAGACCAAGACUUGAGUACCAGGAAGUAUAACUUUUGUGGCUUAAUGAUGUUUUCCUUUGUGGCUUUGCUUUUUUAAAAAUAAUUUAAAUAACACAUUUUAUGUAAACCAAUAUAUCAAAAUAUUAUUUCCACAGGCAGGCAAUACAAUUUAUGCAUGCCACAUUUACAUCACAUUUAUUUAUUUGCAAAGUAACUGGGAAACUGUAUUAAGAAACAUAUGAUAAUAUAGAGUAUAAGAGAAUCUAUGGGGCACAAGGGAGGUGGACAGCUCAGAGAUGGCUCAGUUGUCAAGAGUGCACAAUGUUCAUCCUGGGUAGCUCAGUUCCUGGGGCAGGUAACAAGGAACGGUAAAUCUAACUCCAAGGGAACUCACUUCCUUUUCUGACCCCCAAGGACUCCUGGUAUUUCCAUUACAUAUCCCCAGGUUAUACAUAUACAUAUUUACAAGUAAGAUGUAAAGGAAUGUACUGUUAACAUUGAUAAUGGGCCAUAUAGGUAAAGAGACCCAAGGACCCUUAUUAGUGCAUUAAUGAAUAUAAUGUAUUUAGAAUGUACCCGCCGCAGCUCCUCUAAGACAUCCUGCAAUACCCCUACAAACUUCAUGUCUUCUUCUCUUCCUCCACCACUUCCUCUUUCCUCAUACUCUGAAUAAAUUAAUGCUGGCCUCAUGUCCCUGGGCAUUAGACACCAUCUAUCAGACCAUGAACAAUUUAUCAUGAAGCACACCCCCAUAGAAAACACACGCUCCCAGUGACCACAUAUCAAAUGCUAGUAGUUCUUCAGCUAGGGGUGGGGUCUCAUGAGCUCACUGCCUCUCCACACUGGAUGUUGACUGGCUUGAUAGUGUGUAUUUUGUGCCAACAAUCAUAACUAUUGUCAAGCCCCCAUCAUAUCCAGAAAAUAUUAUUUUAAAACAGUGUGAUCUUAUUUAUAAAAUAGUUAGCUUUAUUAUUUCAAAAUUAUAUUGUAGACAUUCCUAUGAUUACUGGAAUCUUGGAGUAGCUUACUUCCUCUGUCUUCAUGUCUUGUAAGAUGUCAUGUUCAAAAGAAUGAACAGUGAAAAGGAGAGUUCUUGGUGCUGUUUUAUUGGGAGCCAUUUUGUUUGCUUCUGCCUGCCAGGCAGAGUCAAGGCAGGUCAGCAUCUACUGGCAGAUUUUCUGGCCUACUGACUCAUGUCACAAUAAGAGGAAAUUCACUUGAGGCUCAAGGCAAGGGGAUGAACAUUCUAUGAAUCUCGGUGGAAGGAACAGGGAAGCCUCUGGAUGGGUACUGAUAUCCUGUGUGUACAUCAGCCAUUGUUUCUGAUACCUUGUGACUUUGUUUCCCAUGGUACUGAGGAAUAUAAGGAGACAAAUAAAUAAAUACAUAAACUUGAGGCUGAUAUGCUAUUCCCCUGCAUCCUUCCCCAUUCUAAUGUUUGUCUUUGAGUCUUCUUUCUGUCUUUCCUAUAAUUAUCCUCACUCCCCCUUCAGAGUCUGGUCUAACUUGUGUUGAUUGGACUGGCAUACUCUUUCAUUUAGGUAGUGACUUCACUGAAGUGGCGAGAAUCAGGUCUUUUCAGAACUAGAUCCCUUGAUGGGGAAUUGCCACACCCACUCCAGUGGAGUCUCAGUGACAAGUCCAAAAACAUGGCCAGAGUCCUGAGGCAACAAGUUUCACUGAAACUGGUCCUUGGUAUGCCUUAACAUGGAUGUGGUCUAGAUUUUCCCUUGAGAUAGUUGGUAAAGGGAUUUCUUUCAGUAUUGUUUAUUAUAGGAGUCCCCAAGGAAUAUUUGACAAAUAACCAAGGUAGAUUUGACAUUUUCCUGGUCUCUACCCGUGUUCCAACAUCCUAGUUAAGCGUUGAGCCAACCCUCAACUUUGAAUUUCAUAAGAAUGUUACUUAUUCAGACGAAAUGUCUCAAGUUUUGAUAGAGAGAUAGUGAAAGAAAUCAGGCAUUGCAGUUUACUGGAUAGAGUUAGAAAUUUCAGGGUAAGUUCAACAAAGUAAGCUUAGAAUUCUCAUUGCAGUCAUGUAUGGCACACUACAUUUCAUAAUAGAAUGAAAUAGAGUAAAAUCUUAGAAGAACAGCUGAGUCACUCCCAUAUGCAGGAAUUUAUAAUGGUCCAGGAAGAAGGUGUGUUGUGGUUUAAGGAAGAACAAUAGUAUUGUAUGAUUCAUGAAAAAGUUAGCCAGAACAGAUCCCCCCUUAUGCAUGUUUUAUGCCCCAGAGGCAUAGCAUAAUUGGGUGUUUACUAAGGGAUCCCUGGUGGUGGGUUACACAAUAGACUGGAAUUAUGGCUAGGGUAGGAAGCCCAUGCAACUGGCUCCUAAGAAUAGCUGACUUUUGAUAGGGCUGGUUAUUUUUAUCUCAGUUGCAAACACUGCCUGGUUCCUGCUAGUUUUUAUGUAUGCAUUUCUCUGUUUUCUAUACAGAGUCAUUAUUCUUUGGAUGACUUCAAUGUAUCUUGGCUGAUGUAUUACCUAACUUCCCUGUUUUCUUCUGUAAUGACUAUAUAAUCCUGGUGUUUGCUUUGAGGAAUUACAGUCAGAUUCAGUA
Molecule: messenger RNA, 5582 nt
Organism: Mus musculus (house mouse)
Lineage: Eukaryota; Metazoa; Chordata; Mammalia; Rodentia; Muridae
Gene: Gbp9
Product: guanylate-binding protein 9
Exons: 11
Coding region: 133-1992 (619 amino acids)
Biological process (GO): cellular response to type II interferon; regulation of defense response
Molecular function (GO): GTPase activity; GTP binding
Source: RefSeq, marked validated